Phialemonium atrogriseum is the source of this 2143-nucleotide messenger RNA. RefSeq names its product alpha/beta-hydrolase. The record is from RefSeq and is a predicted model, not a curated record. The transcript has 2 exons. Bases 274 to 1899 code for a protein of 541 amino acids. Gene Ontology annotation, cellular component: mitochondrial inner membrane; mitochondrion. NCBI's taxonomy places the organism in Eukaryota, Fungi, Ascomycota, Sordariomycetes, Cephalothecales, Cephalothecaceae. Gene Ontology annotation, biological process: lipid homeostasis; phosphatidic acid biosynthetic process; cardiolipin acyl-chain remodeling. Gene Ontology annotation, molecular function: lysophosphatidic acid acyltransferase activity; A2-type glycerophospholipase activity.
GGCGUACGUAGUAUAAAGGCACACCUAGUGAUGAAACGUCAUCGAAUUUGUGCCUGGGAGGGAAGACUCGGGGAACCCGACUUGCGGCUUUUGCACUGGAUUUGGAUGGAGACCCGCAGCGGCGCUCGGAAACGCCAAAGCCCAGACCCAGACCCUGGCCGGUCGGCACGGAGGGAUGCAAAAUCCGAGCAUUCAAACACGGCCGGGACGCUAGCUGAAUGGAUGGAAUCACACACAUAAAGCAAGACACAUCUCCCACACCUGUGGACAGUAAUGAUCAAGACCUGCUCCCUGAGCCCGUUUGUCUUGCCGUCAAGAUUGACGCUGGCAUCCGCCUUUGGGAGAUCUGACUUGCACACGACUAACACGCACCACACCCACGCAUCCUUGAAGAUGUCGACUGACAGCACCAUCAAUGGCCGCACCCAGCAGCCCAUGCUUGCAUCCCAGCGAGCAAAGCAGCAGGCCCAGGCUGACGAGAAGCCGCGAUCGCGCGGAGUAUCCGCAUACUUCCCUCUGGGAUACAAGGACGCCGCAUACCAAUGGUGGACGAGCAUAACCCCCACGGCCGCUGAGCGCAGCGUCCUCUCCUUCGUCCCUAUUCUCAAAGAAGCUGCCGCCGACGGCUCCGCGCAGACCGGCAGCGUCACCAAGAACGAUCCCUUCGGAACCCGGGAAUGGCGGUCUACGAUGGUGGAGUUGUCCGGGAAGAACCGGGGCCUGAACGAGUUCUCGGUAGAGCGAGUCGGCGAGCAGGUUGACGACACCCUCGUCAUGUUGCACGGCUACGGCGCCGGCCUCGGGUUCUUCUACAAGAAUUUCGAGCCCCUGAGCCGGAUUCCUGGCUGGAAGCUGUACGCGCUGGACAUGCUGGGUAUGGGAAACUCGAAACGGCCAGACUUCAAGAUCCGUGCCAAGGAUCCGCAGGCGAAGAUUACCGAGGCCGAGAACUUUUUCAUAGACGCCCUCGAAGAAUGGCGGAAGAUUCGCAAGAUCGAGAAGUUCACGCUCCUCGGGCACUCCCUAGGCGGCUACCUUGCCGUGUCGUACGCGCUCAAGUACCCGGGUCACCUGAACAAGCUCAUUCUCGCGUCUCCGGUCGGCAUUCCGGAGGACCCAUACGCGGUCAAUGCUGCCAUGCCGGAGCCGGGAGAGUCGACCAUGGAGAACGAGUUCACUCAGGGGCAGGAGAGCAUUGUCAACCCGGAAACCAAUGGCGACAACAACAACUUCCCAGGCGCCAGGAACAAGAAAGCCGCGGCCGCAAGCAACGGGACGAACAACGCCGGCCCCCGGAAGAAGCCGCUACCGGGCUGGCUCGUGUGGCUCUGGGACGCCAACGUCUCGCCAUUCAGCUUUGUCCGCCUGACGGGCCCUCUCGGCCCGAGGUUCGUCUCGGGCUGGUCCUCCCGGCGCUUCAACCACCUCCCGGCCGACGAAGCGCAGGCCCUCCACACCUACGCCUACAGCCUCUUCCGGCAGAAGGGCAGCGGCGAGUACUCGCUGCCCUACAUCCUGGCCCCCGGCGCCUACGCCCGCAGCCCCGUCAUCAACCGGAUCCAGGACGUCGGGCGGCAGAUGAUCGCACCCACCGCCGCCGGCGCGCCGGCCGUCCGGGAGACGGGCAUACCCGUGGUCAUGAUGUACGGCGACAAGGACUGGAUGGACGUGGCGGGCGGGUACGCGGCCGAGGAGAAGCUGAAGCAGCGCAUCGUCAAGGCGCUGCUGCACGGCACCGACGAGGAGAAGCGCAGCGAGAACGGCAGCGCAAAGGUCGUCAUCAUCCGCAAGGCCGGCCACCACCUCUACAUCGACAACCCGGACGAGUUCAACGAGGUCGUCGCGAGUGAGAUGCGGGAGACGCAGGCUCACGGGGCGAAGCUGAGGGCUUUGCAGUAAUUAGGUGGCGGGGGGCAUGUUAGAGAGGACGAUCGUAAAAGGGGGGCGCUCCUUAGAAGAGGGAGAAUAUUUAGGGGCAUCAGCUUGGAGUUGGGGGUGUUGUUUUAUUUUGUGUUGAUGUCUAUCGAGGCGGUCCAAGCAAUCUUCGGUUUGGGUCUUGCAUAGACUCACAUUUUUUGGCGAGUAGGCAGUACUCGACUGAAAUGUUGUUUGGAAUUGUAUAUCUAGAGAGGGUCUCUGAGCA